AUGGACACAAACCCAGAGCGCACCAACGCCACCAACACGGUCGCACAUCCAUUCAUCGUGACGGACCUUAGUCAACCAGACUUGACAGAAUUGCGAUAUGGCAAUCUACUUCCGAAAAGACGCGUCAAACGCGAAGUUGGAUUUGACGAAUGGAUGGACAAUUGGAAGAAAGAGUUCAUCAGACUAAACUUCAAUUUUCACAACCGCCGACAUGUAUUUGAUGUCGCCUAUGCGUUUAACCUGGCGGAGGUAUCGCGCCAUACGAUAAGUAAUGAAAAACCGGAUGUUAUUGCCGAUCUAUACCUAGGAAGCGAAGAGGUCGAGAUUGGCCUGCGUAUGGCCGUGGCAGAGACAGGAGCUUGGGUUCCGACAGGCGAUCUUCUAACAGACGACGCACCAGCGUUUUACGCGCCACGCCCAAUGUUUUCGAAAGACCGCGCCGCUGUCACCGAUUACCGUUACAUGGUUUUUCCCGUUCACAGUGGACGUCUUAACCACUGGACUCUUCUCGUUUACGACAAUUCGACACCUAACUUCCUCAGUUUCCUUGACCGCAACCGAAUCAAUGCCCAGGGCGUUACGUUCCAUCCGAAGGAAAUCCCUGAUCAAGUCGGUAGGGUUAGCUGCGGCUGGAUCUGUUUGGAGUCCGCUCGCGCAUAUCUCCAUGAGGGACUGGAUGAUUGGACGAAGUCCACAUUGUACCGCGACUUUAUCGGGGCCGAUCGGAGCAUCGCCCUAGAAAAGGCGGCGGUCACCAACUGGGCAAAUUGGGGUGCGGUCUGGUGGCGCGGUAGCAAGGAGACGUUCUACCCCGUACAGCCAGCACAGUCACAACUAGUUGUCAACCAAGCACAACAAGUCCAAGAGACGCCAGCAGAGCAAGCCAUUCAAGCCCACGCAUCAACCUCUGGGACCCAGACACUUCCACCCCAACUCCCACCUGCAACCUCAGCCGUAGAGGGAACUGAAUCUCCUGGUUCUCCCUCCACGCUUGUGCGCGUUGUCCGUGAUGAAUUGAAAGGAGAGAAAGUAUCCAGAGAACAAGCAUAUACUCUCUUCGAAUUCAUUAACUACUGUCAUCGCUUGAGUACUCAACUUCCUAAAUAUAUCAAUGUUCGAGAAUAUCACUCGAUCCUAUCAAGCAACGGGGGCGAUUUCAAGAAAGCAGGCGAUGAAGUACUACGACGCUUACCUGAGGAGUGAACUGUUUAUCAACGGAAAGGAUUCAGAUAUUUGGUGUAUCCAUUGAGGGCUCGUAUGGACGUUGAUAUUUUGGGCGUUUGAGGUUGAAAAAGUUUGGGCUUGUACUUGUUUUGAUUUCUUUUGAUAUUUCCUUUCCUUUUGUUGACUGGUAACUAGUUUUGACUAGUUUCGGUGAGUGGCCAACACUGCAACCAUUGGUGGUACUC
Molecule: messenger RNA, 1409 nt
Organism: Annulohypoxylon maeteangense
Lineage: Eukaryota; Fungi; Ascomycota; Sordariomycetes; Xylariales; Hypoxylaceae
Exons: 3
Coding region: 1-1203 (400 amino acids)
Source: RefSeq, a predicted model, not a curated record